Messenger RNA from Archocentrus centrarchus (flier cichlid), 2111 nucleotides. RefSeq names its product aspartoacylase (gene aspa). The transcript is spliced from 6 exons. Bases 221 to 1162 code for a protein of 313 amino acids. Gene Ontology annotation, cellular component: cytosol. The record is from RefSeq and is a predicted model, not a curated record. Gene Ontology annotation, molecular function: hydrolase activity, acting on carbon-nitrogen (but not peptide) bonds, in linear amides; hydrolase activity, acting on ester bonds. NCBI's taxonomy places the organism in Eukaryota, Metazoa, Chordata, Actinopteri, Cichliformes, Cichlidae.
UCGCCUGCAACCCGAAUUGUCCGUGUUCAACUCAGCUCAGUUUACGCACGGUGACUGACCACAGCACGCCAGCGGGCACGUUACGUAAGUGUGCAGCGUCAACAGGCAUUUAAACACCGAGGCUGCGAAGCCCAAAGCCGGAAAACUUUUUCUCUGUUCCUGACGCCACGGAGACCGGCGUGUCUUCAUCCACACUCUGCAUAGUUUCGGCCACCCAGGCAUGUCUUCUUAUAACAACACCGCGCGCUUUAGCGAGGCGAGGAGAGUGGCGAUUUUCGGAGGGACGCACGGAAACGAGAUGUCAGGCGUGACGCUUGUAAACCUGUGGAUGAAGAACAGCGCCGAAAUAAAGAGGAAGGGAGUCGAGGCCGUUCCUUUUAUCACCAAUCCCAAGGCUGUGGAGAAGUGCACGAGAUAUGUAGACACGGAUCUGAACCGAGCCUUCACCCCAGAAAACCUAAGUGCCCCAGGAGGAGAUGACCUGCCCUAUGAGGUGCAGAGAGCUCAGGAGAUCAACAGGAUAUUUGGUCCUAAAGGAAGCCCAGAGGCCUACGAUGUCAUCUUUGACCUUCACAACACGACAUCUAACAUGGGCUGCACUCUGAUUCUGGAAAGCUCCAAAGACCACUUUAAUCUGCAGAUGAUGAACUACAUAAAGAAAGCCAUCGCUCCAGCUGGUUGUCUUGUUCUGCUGAAUGAACAUCCUCUUCUGAAGUAUUCCACUUCACGCUCUGUAGCCAAGCACCCUGUUGGUCUUGAAGUGGGUCCUCAGCCUCAAGGUGUUUUAAGAAGUAACAUCUUUGAAGCUAUGCGUGUGAUCCUGAAACACGCUCUGGACUUCACUGAGCUGUUUAAUGAAGGUGUGGAGUUCCCUCCUUGUACAGUUGAAGUUUUCCGGGUCCUAGAGAGGAUCGACUACCCCAGAGAUGCCAAUGGGAACAUCAUAGCCAUGGUGCACCCCAACCUGCAGGACUGCGACUGGGAGCCGCUGAACCCUGGUGACCCAAUGUUCCAGACAUUUGAUGGAAAAACUAUCCACUACCAAGGCUCCGGGACGGUCUAUCCCACUUUUAUUAACGAGGCAGCCUAUUAUGAGAAACAACAGGCAUUUAUAACCACCAGGCGAGAAACCUUGGUAGCAAGUGCCAUCAUAAAAGCAUGAAAAGCUGUUCCUUAAGGCUAACAACAAUCAUGAAUAUGCAUCAGAUUUUGCGCUUUGCUCUGUUAGCAAACAACAGAAAUCCUGCAGACUAGAUUUCAUCUUUUACAAACUGAUUUAGGUUUUUAUGUUUUCACUAUCAGAAAAUCACUUAACUAUGCAAAGAACAUUUGUGGAGGCACUGUGAAAGACUUCGAUCUGAAGGCUGGUAUAUUAUUGUGAGAAGUAUUUAUGAUACUGGAUAUAUUUACAUUAAAUCGACUAAAUUUUUAUUGAUAUUAAAGACUAGGCCUAAUCAUUGAUGGCUUCUGAAUCACUCCUUUUAAGUUUCCUACUACUGCUCAGGAAGGGUCUAGAGGAUCGUCACCUGCAACUUUUGACUCAAACUGUAGAUGUUUGUCUUUUUCUGAAAAUAUAUUUAUAUCGUGUGUGUGUGUGUGUGUGUGUGUGUGUGUGUAGGGCUAUGGAGGUUGUUUUGUGGCCUUUGAUACUACCUACCUGUAACUCCACUGGCUGCAUCUGUGGUGCUGUCCUUUUGUUGCCUUAACAGAGAUUUCAGAAACAGUUGCACAACAAUCUGGAGUAAAAUUUGUAGAUUUUACGUCAUGUAACAGUAUAUUAUUUUUGUGGAGAAAAAAAAUUACAGUAUAAGCUCUACACAAACCAGAUGUAGUGUGAAAUGUGUUUUAUAAUAUAUUUGUCUAUUUUGAUAUACUUUUAUUGUGUGCUUUGGUUUAAAGGGAUGUAUUGAACUUGUCGAAUCAUGGAAAGCAUAUUUACUUCUUAAUGUUUUCAUCUUUAUGUUGUCCCAAAGUGUCUCGCUGUGGUCUUAGAGUAAAUACUUUUUAAUGUUCAGCAAUAUAUGUUAAAAUCAUUUCUAUGAUUAGUGAAAUUCACUGUACUAGAAAUCCUGCGGAAAUGAUCCUAUCAAUAAAUGUUGUACUAUGGUGUA